Molecule: messenger RNA, 178 nt
Organism: Symbiodinium sp. CCMP2456
Lineage: Eukaryota; Dinophyceae; Suessiales; Symbiodiniaceae
Source: the annotation of a GenBank genome assembly
AUGAUACCAGGCAGAAGUCCUACUUCAUGGGGUGUACACAGAGUACCCCCAACUUUGUUCCGAAGCCCAAGCCGCCCCAGUUUCUUUUCCGGAAUUUCAGUGGCUGCAGUACCGCUUCCCAUCCUGUCACCGUCGCCUCCGCGACUUCGGCGGACGCUUGCGGGGCUUUGUGCGAACA